AGCGAUCCAAUUUGACAAAAACGCGUCGUUAGAGUUUCGAAUUGGUUUAAAUUAUUAUCGUGUGUGAGUUACCCGACACUAAAUCAGACAUGGAGAAGAAAAAGUGUUUUGGAUUCUAAAGUUUUAAAAUGUUCCUCGACUCUACAGGGUACGGACGUAGGAGUCCUCUGUGAAUAGUGAGAAUAAAGUUAUGUCUUUGGAACUAAGCGAUGCAAUGGAAGUGGAAGAAAUGAAAACACCAGACCCUAAAGUGGAUAAAUCGGAAACUAAACUUACAUUUUCGAUUGACAAUUUACUGGCUGACAAAUUUGAAAAGCGGGUUGAAGAAGAAAGUAACAAAUCGGAAGACAUUAAUAACUUCGCGGGCGCAAACUCAGUGAAUUUCUAUGAAGAUUUGUGUAAUAGAGAAAAGACUCAUGGUUCAGAAGACGAUGACGACAAAGCUAGCGAUAGUUCUGAACAAGUAGACGUAGAAAUCUCGACCGCAGACGAUUGCCAUGAUUUCGCGGAUGUCAAGUCGCCUGAUUAUCAACAACCAGGACCAUCAACAUCUCGUGGCAAAAGAGCUCGAACUGCAUUCAGCGCUCAACAAAUCAAAAGCUUGGAAGCGGAAUUCGAGAAGAACCGAUAUCUUUCAGUCGCAGCGAGAGGGAGGCUCGCCAGGCAAUUGAGACUAACAGAAACACAGAUAAAAAUAUGGUUUCAAAAUCGUCGCACAAAAUGGAAGAGGAAAUAUACGAACGAUGUUGAACUUCUCGCACAGCAGUAUUAUAGUAGCUUAGGUAUUGUGACACCGAGGCCGAUGUUCGUAGGGGAUCGCCUUUGGAUUUUCAACUACCCAAACCGAGUACCAACCACCCAUCAACCGUUUUUAAAAUCAUUAAAUAACAUUGGCAAUGUAAAUAGUAAUGGUCAGUUUGACAGGAACCUUUUUAGAACCAUGCCAAAACCUGACGUCCCAUCGUUCUUAGUACCCCCUGCACCGGCAACUUAUCCAAACGAUAGACUUUUUUUGAACAUGGAGCGUAAUUUAAAUAUAGCGAAUAAUCUCAAACUUCACGCGCAAAACAGAUUGGUACCGAUACCAAGAGAAGCUUAUAGUAAUAUGAAUGCAGCGCAGAGAAACAUAGAUGUUUAUAAAAACAACAUUUUGAAUCACAGCAGUUCGCCUCAGGAAGCAAACGUUGAUCAUUUAAGAAGACUGGAAGAAAAUUUUAGCAUAUAACGUAGUUUAAGCAUUUCGUUAA
Molecule: messenger RNA, 1247 nt
Organism: Papilio polytes (common Mormon)
Lineage: Eukaryota; Metazoa; Arthropoda; Insecta; Lepidoptera; Papilionidae
Gene: lms
Product: homeobox protein MSH-B
Exons: 3
Coding region: 191-1225 (344 amino acids)
Biological process (GO): regulation of DNA-templated transcription; neuron differentiation; central nervous system development
Molecular function (GO): DNA binding; DNA-binding transcription factor activity, RNA polymerase II-specific
Source: RefSeq, a predicted model, not a curated record